AUGGUUGAAGCAAAGAUUUUGAAGAGAGAUGAACCCAUGGCUGAGAAACCAGUUGCGAAGAGAGCUAACCAGAAGCUGAAAGAAGUCAAGCUGGAGGUCACCAUUGAGGUUGAGCAGUCACCCUAUGACAAGCUCCCAUUUCCACAAAGGGUCCUCACCAAAGCUCAGAAGAAGGUGAUUUCCAAGUUCAGAAAAGACCUAAGUGAUAUUGGAAUUAAGCUUCCAGCGAUUUCGGGUAUGCGUGAGGCUCAUGUCCAAAUGAUGCUCAUCAAGGACAUUGUAGACCACCAAGCAGAAGUAGCAGAGCUUCUCAACAUCUCCACUAUGAAACUUGAUCCACCAGUCACACCAAAGUCUCUCCCUAAACUAGAAUCCCAAGGGAAGUUCACCUUAUCUUGCUCCCUUGGUAAGCUCACCUUUGAUGAUGCUCUUGUUGAUUCUGGUGCAACUGUGAAUGUAAUCUCAAUGGAGAUGAUGAAGAGUCUUGAGAUUGAACACAUGGAGCCAGAUACUUCCACUCUCACGUUUGGGGAUUCUUCUUCUACUACCCCUAUUGGUCUCAUCAAGGACUUCCCUUUGAAGAUUGGAUCUUGCACCAUCCCUAUAGACCUCACUGUCUUGAAGAUGUUUCCUUGUACUCAUGCAAUUGCUGCUGGAAACAAGCAUGAAAAUGAUUAUGUCGAUGAGUUUUUCUCCAAUGAAAGGUUUACACUAGCAUAUUCAGAGAGUGUAUAUCCUGUUGGCGAUAAAGCAUAUUGGGAUAUUCCUCCCCAUGUAGCUUCGUUUCUCUGUCGCCCUCCAUCUACACGCUUUCCUAGUGGCAGGAGGAAAAAAAAAGAGGAUACCAAGUUCGUGCGAGUAUGGAAAAUAUCGGCCCAUAUCCAAACCAUCACCCAAGUCUUACAAAUGUAG
This is a messenger RNA of Brassica oleracea var. oleracea, 912 nucleotides long. RefSeq lists its product as uncharacterized. Bases 1 to 912 code for a protein of 303 amino acids. Lineage: Eukaryota; Viridiplantae; Streptophyta; Magnoliopsida; Brassicales; Brassicaceae. The record is from RefSeq and is a predicted model, not a curated record. The transcript is spliced from 3 exons.